CGGGUUGGUUAGUAAAAAGAAGCCGAGCCGCUUGCUUUUACCUUUACUUGACUGUGAGCAGCGAGCAGCGGUGUUCAUCGGCGAGGCCUAAGUCGCAGUCGCGAUCUCUCCUCUCUCCGGCUGACCGCCUCCGACGCCGAUGCGGAGCGUCUCGUCCGAGGAGGAGGAGGCGGACGACCAACCCAACGACCGCCUGCGUCGCACCUGCGCCUCCUCUUCGGAGGUUGGUGUGCCCGCGGAAGCGCUUCUGCCUGGAUCCGAUGCUCUCUGCUGGGAACCCAAAUCGGAGAAGCGGCCGACCGAUGUCUCCGAAGUGGAGAUGAUGAAGGAGAGGUUCGCGAAGCUUCUUCUCGGCGAAGACAUGUCCGGCGGAGGAAAGGGCGUAUCCACCGCACUCGCGAUCUCGAACGCCAUCACCAAUCUCUCCGCUACUGUGUUUGGGGAGCUAUGGAGGUUGGAGCCCCUGGCGCCGCAGAAGAGCGCGAUGUGGCGGAGGGAGAUGGAAUGGCUACUAAGCGUGAGUGACCACAUUGUGGAGCUAAUCCCGGCCAUCCAAGAGUUCCCCGGCGGGGGCACCUUCGAGGUGAUGAUCUCCCGCCCACGUGCCGACCUCCGGGCGAACCUUCCGGCUCUCAGGAAGCUGGAUUCCAUGCUCCUCGGCACGCUGGAUGGGUUCCGAGAAACCGAGUUCUGGUAUGUAGAUCGGGGAAUCCUGGUGGCUGAUGCUGAUGGGGAUGGAACCAAGUCGCCGGCACGAAGGCCAUCGUUCAGGCAGGAAGAGAAAUGGUGGUUGCCAGUUCCGAGGGUUCCACCGGACGGUCUGUCGGAGGAGGCGAGGAAGAGGCUGCAGCAGUCUAGAGAUUGUGUGAAUCAGAUCCUGAAGGCAGCAAUGUCCAUUAACAGUGGAGUGCUUGCUGAGAUGGAGAUUCCUGGCGUUUACUUUGAGGCACUACCUAAGAGUGGGAAAUCCUGUUUAGGCGACAUCAUUCACCGCUACAUAACCGCCGAGCAAUUUUCACCUGAUUGUCUUCUGGACUUUUUGGACUUGUCUUCUGAGCACCAUAUUCUCGAAAUAACAAAUAGGAUCGAGGCAGCAAUAUAUGUUUGGCGGUUGAAAGGCCAAAAGAAACACCCAAAAACAAAAGGCAAGACAAAGUCAUGGAGUGGAAAGGUUAAGGUUCUUGUUGGUGACAGUGAAAGAAACCUACUUUUUGCUUCCCGGGCUGAUGGCCUCUUGCAAAGCCUCCGACUUCGUUUCCCUGGUCUCCCUCAGACUGAUCUGGAUAUGAACAAGAUUCAGUAUAAUCGGGAUGUGGGACUGUCCAUUCUUGAGAGCUAUUCGAGGGUAAUGGAGAGUUUGGCUUUCAAUAUCGUGGCAAGAAUUGAUGACUUGAUCUUUGUGGACGAUGCUACAAAAAAAUGUGCUGCUGCUGAAGCUAUUGCAGUCUUUGAUUAUCGAGGACUAGGAGGACUUCCACUUCAAAAACGAUUCUCGCCCAGCCCAUUGUCCAUGAAUAGUUCACCACCUUAUCCCUCACCAUUUGAUACACCCACAUUUUGUGCUUCCACUCCAGUGACCGGAAGUCCAUUGAGAAUUCCAUCGUUAAGCAACGGCAGGCUCCAAGGUCCAAAGCCUAUUUCUCAUGAUAUAGAGACAAUAUGGUCAUAUACUAGGAACUUAAGUGGCAGAAGAGAAACAGGAGAUUCCCAUGGGAGGGACUAACUUCAAAACGAAGCCGAGCAACACCCUUGCAAAUGAGUCCAAGGCUGUUUAUCACUUGGGAAUUAUCAAGCAUAUGAGAUGCGGACCAGUAAUUGUCGGGUGCUUAGAGUUGUCUGUGUACAGAAACAACGAAUAUCAAGUUUUGCGUUUUACUCUUCUUGGAUUUCAGCA
Molecule: messenger RNA, 1894 nt
Organism: Zingiber officinale
Lineage: Eukaryota; Viridiplantae; Streptophyta; Magnoliopsida; Zingiberales; Zingiberaceae
Product: rop guanine nucleotide exchange factor 1-like
Exons: 5
Coding region: 140-1723 (527 amino acids)
Molecular function (GO): guanyl-nucleotide exchange factor activity
Source: RefSeq, a predicted model, not a curated record